Molecule: messenger RNA, 1541 nt
Organism: Neoarius graeffei (lesser salmon catfish)
Lineage: Eukaryota; Metazoa; Chordata; Actinopteri; Siluriformes; Ariidae
Gene: ndufv3
Product: NADH:ubiquinone oxidoreductase subunit V3
Exons: 4
Coding region: 20-1381 (453 amino acids)
Biological process (GO): mitochondrial ATP synthesis coupled electron transport
Cellular component (GO): mitochondrion
Source: RefSeq, a predicted model, not a curated record
UAAUAUCAGGAGCACAAAGAUGGCGGCCUCCCUGUUUCGGAUAGGACGACUCGGAACAUUGAAGUGUCUCCAGCAGGAUGGCUGGGGCUCUCUGAGAAGCCCACUCACUGCGGCGUUCUGCACUAAAGCUGAGGCGCCCAAGAAACCAGCAAAGAAGGCUAAGACAUGUUCUCAGCCUGAUGAGAGGGCUGCUCUGCUAGCCUACAAGACCACUGUUGCCUUCCCUACUAGACUUUCCACUCCAGGAUUUCUCAGUCAAGGUGUUGCGCUAGGUGAAUCUGAGCGAAGCGGGGAUCCCAUGACAGGUGAGAGUGCAGCAGCUGCUGCUAGUGCAGAACCCGUUCCCUCAGCACCUCAAGUUUCAGCUGAGGCUUCGAGUGAAGAAAGGGUCUCCACUGCCGAUGCCACACAAGCUGAAUCGGUUGUUGAUGGUUCUGCCAAAGCCGAAACUGAAAGCCGUGAUGUUGCUGCAGAAAGGGCUGCUGAAAAAGAUGUAACAAGUCCAACUAGUGCUGAUGUGAAGGCACCAAAAGAUGCUCCGUCUUCCUCGUCCUCAUCCAGUGAUUCAGAUUCCGACUCGGAUUCUGAUGAUGAUGAUGAUGAUGAUGAAGAGAAACCAGACAAGACUGAAAUGACUGAACCAGUAGUCAAGCCUGAAGAUAAAGCAGGACAGGAAGAAAUGUCCUCGGCUGUGAGUGAAGAGCCUGCUUCAGAUACGAAGACCAGAGCUGUUCCUGAACGUGGACAACCUUCUGCUCCUGAAAGAGCACUUAAAGGAGCACCUGAAGUCGCCAAAGCUGUGCGUGAACCUACGUCUGAAGAACCUACGUCUCCAAGCACAGCAGCAGCGGUUUCGUCAGAAGACAUAAUCGACCCUGCUCCUGUCUCGUGCACGGCUGAGAGCAUUAAAGGUCAAGCAGAGGUUGGACCAGAAAAAGAAGCAAGUGUAGAGGUGAAGUCUUCAGAAGUUCCUCAUGCCAUCCCUGAACCAGCCACUGAAGGAGCCCCUGACAUAGCUGCCAAACCCACGCCAGACGUUGUCCGUGAUCCUGCUACAGAAGUGGGAUCUGGAUCUGAAGUUGAAAUCAAAGUUGCACCAAAGACGACGGAAGCUGCAGCUGCUCAUCCUGAAGAGUUAAUCGACCCGGCUCCUGUAAUUACUGAUGCAGAAGAAGUCGUCACAGCUGAACCUGAAGUAGCAGCUGCACCAGAGGAAGCAGCCCCUGAACCUGAACCCGAACCCGAGCCAUUCGACAACACCACAUACAAGAACCUGCAACAUCACAGUUACAGCACUUACACGUUCAUGGAUAUGGAUGUGGAGAUGGCCAAGCACCGUCUGCCCCAACCCUCUACAGGAAGAUCCUCACCCAAGCACUGAUCUCCCCCUCAGGGGGGCCUGUGAUCUCCUUCCUGUUCUCCACGGUGAUUAACGUCCUCCAGCUUUUGCUUUGUGCUGGUUUGUCUUUCAGGUGGUUGACCACACUGCAACUUUCUGGUGAAAUGCUUGUAAUUCCAUUAAAGUACAAAUAUUAAUUUAA